AUGAAAGUGGAUCUGGAUCGGCAAGAUGAAAGUCGCAAGAGAAGAAGGCUGAACGAGGGAGAAAGCGACGCUUCCACCGACAUUUCACAGGAACAGGAUUGUUCGGAGUCUGAUGGAUCCAUAGAGGUUGUGAGUGUCAAUAGGAGGGUGCCUGAACCUGAUGAUGAGGAUGACGACGAUACUGAUUUUAUCCUGCGAGCUUUAAAUGAAUCAGAUGGGGAAAGCGAUGAAAACGGAGUAGGCAGAUCUUCGAGGGAAAGCACAGAUAUUAAUGUUGUCGAGACAAUACCGUCUGAUGAGGAAGUUAUAGAGGCGAUUGAUUUAGAGGCUGAGAUUCUUGGACAAAAAAAUGAGGAUAGUGGUAAUGAGCGAUCUGUUACUCCGGCUCCACAUAAAGCCGUCAGGGAUUAUCAGUGCCCUAUUUGUUUUGAUCCUCCUGAAAACUCAGUGAUUACUCCCUGUGGUCAUACAUUCUGUGUAAGUUGUCUGUUCCAGAUGCUCAACUCUUCAAGAGGUCCAAAGAAAAACGGUUUAUGUGCUCUUUGCCGCAAAAGUGUAGCUAUCAGAGAUAUUAAGAUGAUCAAACUUAAGAAAAAAAGAGUGCGCAAGAAUCCGUCGGUCACAUAA
Molecule: messenger RNA, 627 nt
Organism: Torulaspora delbrueckii
Lineage: Eukaryota; Fungi; Ascomycota; Saccharomycetes; Saccharomycetales; Saccharomycetaceae
Gene: SLX8
Product: SUMO-targeted ubiquitin ligase complex subunit SLX8
Exons: 1
Coding region: 1-627 (208 amino acids)
Molecular function (GO): metal ion binding
Source: RefSeq, a predicted model, not a curated record